This is a messenger RNA of Penicillium samsonianum, 1722 nucleotides long. Its product is annotated as cation:proton antiporter. NCBI's taxonomy places the organism in Eukaryota, Fungi, Ascomycota, Eurotiomycetes, Eurotiales, Aspergillaceae. The transcript is spliced from 3 exons. The record is from RefSeq and is a predicted model, not a curated record. The coding region runs from base 1 to 1722 and encodes 573 amino acids. Gene Ontology annotation, molecular function: antiporter activity. Gene Ontology annotation, cellular component: membrane. Gene Ontology annotation, biological process: proton transmembrane transport.
AUGGCAUUGGAAGCGGAAGCGAAAUUCGCCUAUCAUGAACCAUCAAUCAAAACAGUCCUCAACUACACCGGCUUUCUUUUGACUCUGAACAUAGCCAAUACCUGCCUGGACAAGCUCCUCUAUUGUGGGUUAAUCGGUCAAGUCUUUAUCGGUGUUCUGUGGGGCACGCCUGGGGCACAAUGGUUCGAUCAAGAGACAGAAAGAGUGAUCCAAGAGAUUGGGUAUUUAGGUCUAAUACUCUUGAUUUACGAAGGCGGUCUGUCAACCUCAGUCAAGUCCUUGAAGGCAAACCUCUUUCUUUCGACAGCCGUUGCCAUCACUGGAAUCUGUGUCCCAAUGGGCUUGUCAUUCAUUCUCAAGGACCUUUUAUCGGCGACAUCUCUUCAGUCCUUCGCUGCGGGUGCAGCCUUGAGCGCAACUAGUCUCGGCACCACCUUUACCAUUCUCUCAACCACCCAGCUGACAACUACAAGGCUCGGCACAGUCACCACUAGUGCUGCAAUGCUCGACGAUGUCGUCGGUCUAGUCAUGGUUCAAAUUAUUUCAAACCUUAGCGGAAGUGCCGCCUCAUUCAGUGCUAUGACCGUCAUUCGACCUGUUUUCGUUUCCAUCGGGUUCGCUCUUGGUCUUCUAUUGCUGUGUGCGUUCUGUUUACAGCCAGGAUUAAAGAAAUUGCUUGGUUACAAAGACAAGUUCCCAGCUUUUGUGGGGACCGCACAAUUUGCUUUCCUUGCACAGACAUGUGUGUUAGUUGGGAUCGUGGCUGGUGCAACGUAUGCUGGAACGUCGAGUCUCUUUGCUGCCUACCUUGCUGGAGUGAUUAUCUCUUGGUUUGAUGGCUUGGUAGCUGAAGCGAAAACACCAAUUCCUGCCUUGCAGUCUGGUGACUCCCACGAGCAGACUUCCAACCACCAAGGAAGCACGCAGAAUGCCGAAGAGACGCUCUCUUCGCGUUCGCAACAUCCUCGGGAAACAGAAAUAACCCAUAAUGGUACACCUACAGGCGAACUCAUCUACAGCAAAUACUAUAAAGAGCUGGUCAACCGAAUCCUUCUCCCUCUUUUCUUUGCAUCCAUCGGAUUUGCAAUCCCCAUAACCAAAAUGUUCUCAGGCCAGGUUGUAUGGCGUGGAAUUAUCUACGCCAUGCUGAUGGCAAUUGGAAAAAUGAUCACAGGCCUAUGGCUCGUUCGAUUAUCUCCGAGCCCUGUGUCUGGUCUAGCCUCUACCAUCAAGAAACUAUUUGCAUACACGCAUUCCUACUGUGCGAGUCCUCGGACCAUCAGCAGGAAAUCGAACCAAAACAAGAAAGCUCCACAAAGACCAGCAAAUCAAGAUGACAGUGCAGAUGUUUCAACCCCGGAUAAUGCGAAAGAUGAGUCUCAGUCAACGAACAGACCCCCUGCACCCACUUCCCGCCCCGAUUCUCGCAUCUCUCUUCCCCCAAAACCCAAGUCCUUGUACCCGCCUUCUAUCUUGGGAUUGGCAAUGGUUGCCCGAGGCGAGGUGGGAUACCUCAUUGCUUCGAUUGCGGAAAGCCAAGGAAUAUUUUCCAAUGAAUCUUCUGAAGGACCAUCUGAGAUCUAUCUAGUUGUCAUCUGGGCGAUCUCGCUCUGCACAUUGAUCGGUCCGAUCUUGGUUGGGACUCUAGUCAGACGUGUAAAGAAGCUGCAACAGUCAAGGGGGAAUAUGGGGUCUGAUCCUUUGGGAGUUUGGGGCAUUUAG